GUUGGGAUUAUCGCAGUUAGCCUGGCAGGCUAAUGCUAGCUAGCCUGCUAGGCUAAUGUUAGCAGUACAGCUAGGGAUCACUAAUCUUUUGAAUAAACACAAUAAAAACACUGGAACUACCAUAACUGGAGCCUAAACAACCAUGCCCUGGGAGGGUCCCAUUUCUCAGCUCACCAUGGUCACCAUGGUGAUAUGAAGCUAGUGUGAAACGUUGACACACCCACACAGACUCACACACAGACGGUCAGUUAUUGACUGACACAGCCAGCCAGCCAGCUCGGCAGGCCGGCGUGUGUAAUGGACAGGUGUAAGCAUGUGGGGCGGCUGCGGCUGGCCCCAGACCACUCCAUCCUCAACCCCCAGAAGUGGCACUGCGUGGACUGCAACACCACCGAGUCUAUAUGGGCCUGCCUGGGCUGUGCUCAUGUGGCAUGUGGGCGCUACAUCGAGGAACAUGCUCUGCAGCAUUUCCAGCAGCAGCGCCACCCCUUGGCAAUGGAGGUUAAUGAACUUUACGUUUUUUGUUAUUUGUGUGACGACUAUGUCCUGAAUGAUAAUGCCACCGGAGACCUGAAGCUGCUUCGUAGUACGCUCAGCGCCAUCCAGAGCCAGCGCUAUGAGGUUACCACCCGCAGUGGGCGCACCCUCCGCUCUGCUAGCGCCGCCCCUGAUGCCGUCAUACCAUCCGGUGCCCGCGAGCUGCAGCUGAGAGACGAGGACAGGAUGUUUACUGCACUUUGGCAUCGGCGCAGGGCGCUUAUGGGACGCGUCUUCCGCUUCUGGUUUGGACUGACUGAAUGUGGAAAGAAGAGGGAGGAAGAAGAGAGAAGGAGGGAGGAAGAGGAGGAGCAGAAAAGGGAGGCAAGGGAGAGGAGGCGGGCUCUAAAGAGGCAGCUGCAAGAGGAGCUGGAGAACGCCCCUCUCAGGAAGAGCCGACGGUUACGUUGGAAGAGCCAGAGAGUUGCAGAUGCGGCGGUCUCAACACCAUCUAAGAGGGUAUGCAACAAAACAAAAACCGCUGUGCCCCCGACACUCACACGUAGGCCCAGGAGUCAGAGCCCUGCCACUGCUACCCCCAAGAAAGCUGGACGGACGAAAAAGGUCCAGCCAACUCCCAAAUCCCGGAGUCGUUCUUCUACCACCAAAUCCAAACCCAAAACGCCCUCAGCGAUCCCCCGUUCUGCCCAAACACCUGUUCGCCGCAAGCAGAAUACCAAACAGGGUGGCUCACCCUUCAAGCGUCGUCCCACAGUUACUCCUGGAGUGACGGGCCUGAGGAAUUUAGGAAACACCUGUUAUAUGAACUCCAUCCUGCAGGUGUUGAGCCACCUGCAUGUCUUCAGGGAGUGCUUUCUGCGACUGGAUCUGACCCAGGCACUAGAACUGCUGGCAUCUGCCGUCCACGGCCAACUGGCAGGGAAGGCCUCAUCCCGGUCCUCCCUAACCCAAAAGAGGGGAUUCCAGGCUAGCUCAGGCUCUGGGCUAGGGCUGAGCGGUGGGGCCUCACGGGGCCGCAGCAUGGAGCUCAUACAACCCAAAGAACCCAGCUCGAAGCACAUCUCUCUCUGCCACGAGCUGCACACCUUGUUCCAGGUUAUGUGGUCUGGCAAGUGGGCGCUGGUAUCGCCUUUUGCCAUGCUUCACUCGGUGUGGCAGCUGAUCCCGGCGUUCAGGGGCUACGCUCAGCAGGAUGCUCAGGAGUUCCUGUGUGAGCUGCUGGACAAGGUGCAGCACGAGCUGGAGAGCACAGGCAAGCACACAACCACUGCAGGCGUCCCACAGACACAGAAACGACUCAUCAAGCAGGUGCUCAGCGUGGUCAACACCAUCUUUCAUGGCCAGCUCCUCAGCCAGGUGACGUGCCUGGCCUGCGAUCAUCGCUCCAACACUGUGGAGCCUUUCUGGGAUCUGUCUCUGGAGUUCCCAGAGAGGUACCACAGUAAUAGCAGGGAGUCGGCUGCUCAGGCUUCAUGCCAUCUGACGGAAAUGCUGGCCAAGUUCACAGAGACUGAAGCACUGGAAGGAAACAUCUACGCCUGUGACCACUGUAACUCUGCUCGACGGCGUACCUCCUCCAAAUCAGUCCUCCUGACCGAAGCACAAAAACAGCUGAUGGUCCACAAACUGCCUCAGGUCCUGCGGCUUCACCUCAAACGCUUCAGGUGGUCUGGGCGGAACCACCGGGAGAAGAUCGGAGUCCACGUCAGCUUCGACCAGCUUCUCAACAUGGAGCCCUACUGCUGCCGAGAGCCCUCGCCCAAAGUUGUGCCCUGCUCCGGUCCCAGCAGCCCCAGCUCUGCAGGCUCGCCGCGCCCCAAGCACUUCCUCUACAACCUCUCCGCUGUGGUGAUGCAUCAUGGGAAGGGCUUCGGUUCUGGCCACUACACCUCCUACUGCUACAACACAGAAGGAGGCUUCUGGGUUCACUGUAAUGACUCUAAGCUGAACGUGUGUUCAGUGGAGGAGGUCUGUCGUGCUCAGGCCUACAUCCUCUUCUACACACAGCGAGUAACUCAGGACAAAGACCGGCCGCUAUAGGACCACAAUCCCUUGAACCUCCUCCUCCUCCUCCUCUGCUGCAGCCUGACCACUCAGCGAGAAGAUAUCAGCACAGCCCCACCUAUCGCUCUUUCUCUCUUCCCUCUCUGUCUUUGGGCAUUUUAUAUCCUGGGAGGAUUUUUUUAGUCUAUUUUUCUAAAUAGGGAAAAAAAGAGAGGAAGGACUCCUUUUUAAAACCUGGUUCUGCUUUAUGAACUUCUUGUAUAUGGUGUUUAUAUGUAGGUAUUUUUAAACAAAAUGGUGAUGUUCGUGAUUUGUGAACAGCUGUAUUUUAUAAAGAGAGUAUCAGCCAAGAUGUGUCUCCGUAGCAGCCAACUGACUCUGGCCGGGCACGACUACAAGUGUCCUCUACAGGUGUUUUCACGUGUCUGCCUACCUGCGUUUGGUGGCUUGUUGAUUGUAAAUGUUUGUUUAAAUCAACUGAAAUGUUCCUCAGUCACUUUAGAUAGUCGUCACAGAACUGGAUAUUAGGGUCGCAACAUGUCAUUCACUUACUAGAAAUGGCCUCCCCGUGUUCUAGACAGGUAAAGGUGUGAUAGAUGUUAACAGCGUGGCUGGUUUUAGCCACUGUCCUGCCAGAAAUGCACUAAUUUCUACAGAAUAGGUUUUUACUCUUCAUAAAUGAAGAUGUGUACACAAGCAGGGCAGGAAGUUUAUUUUUCACUCUGAAGUACUCCUGGGUCUGUCAGGAAAUAUUGUCAGACCUCAAGCCAAAGCCUUGGGGCGAGUGUAUGGAAAAACCUCUCAGCAUUUCCAAAACAGUUCAAUAUUUGCUGGAUGUUUUUUUUUUUAUUAUUUUUUUCUUCCCUCUUUCACCAAGGGGGGGCGAAAGAGUUUCCAAAGGGAUGUUUUUUUUUUUGGCUAAAUGCUGCCACCCCUCUGCUCCAGAAUGUAAUCGUCUUCAGAGCCGGAACCAUCCCCAGCCAGACAAGAUACUAGUGUGCUAGAAAAGUGCCCUUUUGUUCACGAAGCAGAUCUAUUUUUAUAGCUCAUAUCAAUUCAGCAAAGUGGAAUCAGCACAGCUGCAGUCCCACGCAGACCAGCAUUUCGAUUAUGAAUGUAUUUUUAUACAAUCCCUCUCAGAGGUUUUAGAAAAGAGGCCAUUGACUGUUUUAAAAGUUUUAUACAACCGCUGAUUGUUCAACACCAGCAGCAGUUAGGACAGAUUUCACUGUCCUCCCAUCAUUAAGAAGCUGUGUGUACUGUAUGUGUACAUAGUGUUUUCUUUACCAUCUUCAGUACAAUAUCCAGAUUUAACAGGAUCUCUGCAGUGUAUACAGACUGUGAUAUUUAUCUCCAUACUGGAGAGAAUAGUUCAAAAGAAAAGGAAUGCUCCACCUCAGCCAUGUUCACUUCAUGUUUUUCCUCCACUGUCAGACAUUGUGACACAUUGUUGGCAUUUUGGUUACUACUCCAUGGAUGUGUGUGUUGUGUGUGUGUGUAAAUUUAUGGAAGUUAUACUAUGCAAAUUGUUACCUCAUUUUUUCUAGAGAAAAUUACCUCAAUAAAUGAGAAUAUUUUUUCAUUUUUCU
Chelmon rostratus (copperband butterflyfish) is the source of this 4091-nucleotide messenger RNA. RefSeq names its product ubiquitin specific peptidase 44 (gene usp44). Gene Ontology annotation, biological process: protein deubiquitination. The record is from RefSeq and is a predicted model, not a curated record. The transcript has 6 exons. Lineage: Eukaryota; Metazoa; Chordata; Actinopteri; Chaetodontiformes; Chaetodontidae. Bases 298 to 2538 code for a protein of 746 amino acids. Gene Ontology annotation, cellular component: cytoplasm. Gene Ontology annotation, molecular function: zinc ion binding; cysteine-type deubiquitinase activity.